GUAACAGCAGCUUCAUUGCUACUCAAAUUGCCUCUCUCAUUGCGCAACCACUUCUCGACCUGCGAAUGCGCCUCCCGAUGUCGUCGACUCCAUAAACAUAACGCGCAUAAACCCUUUUCUCCCCAAUAUUCUCACACUGACCGCCAUAUCCUCAACCACAAUGGCUACACCACACAGCGCUCACCUGCGAAACUGGUUACUUUCACUGCCGCCUGUAGAAUGGGGCAUCCAACAACUGCGAGAAAUGCUCAUAGGCAGUCUGAAAUGCGGGCCAAUUCCAGAACACAUUGGCUUUGUCAUGGACGGCAACAGGCGAUGGGCACGGAAAUCUAAGGUUGAGACCGUGGAAGGACACCAUAUGGGCUUCGAGGCGCUGGCGCGAAUUCUAGAAGUCUGCUACAAGAGCGGUGUCAGAGUGGUCACCAUAUACGCUUUCAGUAUCGAGAACUUCAAGCGAAGCAAGUACGAGGUCGAUGGAUUGAUGGACAUGGCAAAAACGAAGCUCUUGCAACUCUCCCAGCAUGGCGAGCUGCUGGAUCGCUAUGGAGCGUCAGUGAGAAUUCUGGGUGACAGGAGUCUGAUUCGGAAAGACGUGCAAGACCAGAUCGACCUCGCCGUGGACAUGACCAAGCAUAACGAGGACGCCGUCCUAAAUGUCUGCUUUCCCUACACUGGUCGCGAGGAGAUCACGCACAGCGUACGAGAGACCGUCCGAGAGUUCAGCAGACCUCCCACGCGACCACAGCUUAAGAGGCCGUUCAGCGAGACACGUAUCCAGCGAACCAUUCUGAGUCGACAGUUACCAGAUGUCGCAGAAGAGGACUCCGCAAGUAAAGAACUUUCCAACACCACGUCUGACGCCGAUUCUGUGUCCGAGCAAGAUCUGGAGAACUCGUCAAAUCUUGAAGCCCCAUCGUCACAGACCUCACAUUCUACAUCACCCAUCCUCAAGCCCACCUCAAAAUCCGAGCAGACCCUACCUGAUCCCGAGAUGAUCAACGCGGAAAUUCUCACAAAGAAUACAUACACGGCAGAUGCGCCGCCUCUGGAUAUCCUUAUUCGAACUUCUGGCGUAGCGAGGCUUUCGGAUUUUAUGCUUUGGCAAUGCCACGAGAAUACCGAGAUCAAGUUCCUGGAUUGCUUGUGGCCGGAAUUGGAUCUGUGGCACUUUUUGCCUGUAAUUGUAGAAUGGCAAUGGCGCCAGAAGAAGUUGGCUGCCGAUGGAAACCCGGGCUCAGGCUCUUUGAAGACAGCAUAGAUUUGCUUUUGGUGUCCUGGCUGACACCCCAAAUCAUUAGCGAGCGGGCGGAUCACUUGUGCAAAUUUUUUCUAUAGAGGUUGUUUCUGUAUCAUGAUACCCUUCAAAUCGAGAACUUUAGUCCUGG
Pseudocercospora fijiensis CIRAD86 is the source of this 1385-nucleotide messenger RNA. RefSeq lists its product as uncharacterized. Gene Ontology annotation, cellular component: lipid droplet; membrane; endoplasmic reticulum. The transcript has a single exon. NCBI's taxonomy places the organism in Eukaryota, Fungi, Ascomycota, Dothideomycetes, Mycosphaerellales, Mycosphaerellaceae. Gene Ontology annotation, molecular function: ditrans,polycis-polyprenyl diphosphate synthase [(2E,6E)-farnesyl diphosphate specific] activity. Bases 161 to 1258 code for a protein of 365 amino acids. The record is from RefSeq and is a predicted model, not a curated record.